This is a messenger RNA of Protopolystoma xenopodis, 921 nucleotides long. The record is from the annotation of a GenBank genome assembly. NCBI's taxonomy places the organism in Eukaryota, Metazoa, Platyhelminthes, Monogenea, Polystomatidea, Polystomatidae.
AUGGUUACUUCUCACAGGAGUGAUGCGCUUCGCUGCGAAGUGGAACUGGUCAAUGGUCAGUGGCGUCCGAGGCCGGGUGCUACCUGCCUCGUCUCUGUAGUCGUGGUUCUGGAACGCACUCUGCUGCUACCAACAGAACCAUCCCGGCCUCAGCUCGACACAAGCCCGGUGCAUAUUGUCAUCUCCUCACCGUCUGAAGACGACCCGUUGCAAGCGUCUCAGCAGAGGCAUUCGACGGAGACGGCUGCCAGGAGCCUCGCACCUCAGAAGAAAAGAGUUGGUCGGUUUCUCUACCCAUCUAGUCCGAAGGCGAAUCGUCUGGCAGUGACGCGCAAGUCGAAAUCACCACCUAUUCCGCCUUACCGCUCCUCGACUGACUCCACGAAACCGACUCUCGCUGAGCCCGUCAAUCAGCCGGACACUUACAAACUGUUCAUCGUUGCCGUGGAUGCGAGUUCGGGGCUGCGUUACCUGCAGUGCCAGCACGAGGGCAACUUCGUCUGGCCGGCAGCAUGCCAAAGGCCUGAGCUCAAGUCGGCCAAAAGAUCAGCAAAAUACGAGCUGCCCGAGCAAAGUUCUGAGCCUGAAUUGUCAUCUAAAAAGGAAGAACGUUCGCACUCGUCAGACCCCAAUUUAUCUAACAGCCAAGCUAUCAAGAAUGCUGACUUGCACUCGAAGGGAAAGUGGUGGAAGCGGCGACACAAUCAUUUUCACCCUGUCAAGUCAAAGCUGAACUUGCCUCUGGUGAGGGUUCAAGAGACAGGCGCCAAGAUAUCAAGCGAAACCGAGACCAAAGUCAAACUGUCAGAACUGCAAGACUUGAAGACGACGUCCAGAGUACAACAAGAGGUUGACUUGCGAUUCACGCCAGAGCAGUUUGGCGAGUACCGGGUCAUUGUAAGUUCCUUUCUUGGUCAAUAA